AGGAGAGGAGAGGAGAGGAGGGAGGGAGAGAGCUUCCACUGUGUUUUUUCCUCUCUCCUGCCACAGAACAAUGUCGAUGAGCCCCAAACACACGACUCCUUUCUCUGUUUCCGACAUCCUGAGUCCCCUUGAGGAGUGUUACAAGAAAGUGAGCAUGGAGGGCGCCGGGCUGGGGGCUCCUCUCGCGGCGUACCGACAGCCCCCGGUGUCGCAGGCGGCCGUGCAGCAGCACUACGUGGGGCACAACGGCACUGUGUCCGCCGCGUACCAUAUGACGGCCGCUGGGGUGUCGCAGCUCUCGCACCCCGCCAUGGGGGGCUACUGUGGCGGUAACCUGGGCAACGUGAGCGAGCUUCCGCCGUACCAGGACACCAUGAGGAACGGGAGCGCGGCCACCGGCUGGUACGGAGCCAGCCCGGACCCGCGCUUUUCCACCAUCUCUCGCUUCAUGGGUUCCUCGUCAAGCAUGAACAUGGGCUCUGUGGGCACUCUGGGCUCCCUGGCGGACGUGGGCAAAAGCAUAGGACCCCUGCCUGGCACUCCGCGGAGGAAGAGGAGGGUGCUCUUCUCCCAGGCUCAAGUGUACGAGCUGGAACGGCGGUUCAAGCAGCAGAAAUAUCUCUCGGCGCCGGAAAGGGAGCACUUGGCCACCAUGAUACACCUCACCCCGACGCAAGUUAAAAUUUGGUUCCAGAAUCACCGAUACAAGAUGAAGCGUCAAGCCAAAGACAAGGCAUCCCAGCAGCAGAUGCAGCAGGACUCCGCGGGAUCGUGCCAGCAGCAGUCCCCGCGGAGGGUUGCCGUGCCCGUGCUCGUGAAGGACGGCAAGCCGUGCCAGGGAGGCAGCCAGACGUCGGCCGCGUCCAUACAAAGCCAUCACCAGGACACCGCCAACGCCAUGGCCCUGUCUAUGAACAUGCCGCCGAUGAGCCAGCCUCACGAGCAGCAGCAGGCCGGCAGCGCGGAACACUCCCCGGAACUGGUGCACCACGCCGCGAGCCCGUCCUCGCUGCAGGGCCACGUGGCGGGUCUCUCUCACCUGAACCCCGUGGGCUCAGAGUACGGCCCGGCCGUGCCCUGCUCGGCCCUGCUCUACGGCAGGACGUGGUGACAGGAACGGUGUCACCACAGACAUCGAGCGCCCGAAACCGAAAUUCACGCGCGUUGUGGCCACGCAGGCUCGCAGCGGGCAGGAGCGCGCCGAGCGAAGGAAGGCGGAUUAACAUUGCGCUGGGUGCGCGCGCACAUGGCGUGGCGAAGCGAACACUGCGAACUGUGAACACACACCUCGAGGUGCGACGUAUUUAUAGAAAUACAACAUGACAGA
Messenger RNA from Scleropages formosus (Asian bonytongue), 1327 nucleotides. Its product is annotated as homeobox protein Nkx-2.1-like. The coding region runs from base 71 to 1111 and encodes 346 amino acids. Lineage: Eukaryota; Metazoa; Chordata; Actinopteri; Osteoglossiformes; Osteoglossidae. Gene Ontology annotation, biological process: cell differentiation; regulation of transcription by RNA polymerase II. The record is from RefSeq and is a predicted model, not a curated record. The transcript has 2 exons. Gene Ontology annotation, cellular component: nucleus. Gene Ontology annotation, molecular function: RNA polymerase II cis-regulatory region sequence-specific DNA binding; DNA-binding transcription factor activity, RNA polymerase II-specific.